GUUUGUGGCCUAUAAAGGGACCAUCAACCUAGGUAUACUUUUUCUUUCCUUUCAGUUGUUUUGGUGAUGGGUUGUUUACUUUUACAUUUCUGAAGCAUCUCUCUGCAUAAAACUCUGGCCAAAUAAAUAUGAGGUACGCCGUCGGCAUACGUGACCUUAUCUCUUCAAGUCAUCAAGAGCCUACGAAACAGCCAUGCUCAUUGUGUCAGUCUAAAGUGGGUAACUUGGAGCGAAGAUACUAUACCAACAAUAGAGAGAUGAUUCGGGGCAUGACAGUAAAUAAUUUACUUCAUACUGAGUGCUCAGAAUGCUCGAACAUGCAAACAGAUCCCUUUUGUCAGUUCUGUGCACAUAUGAGGCUAGGACACCUUGCACGAUGUAUCCUCGUCUCUAAAUAUGACGCAAAAUCACCAAUAUAUAGACGGUAUGGAACCAAUACGAAUUUCCUUAGAAGUUUCGCAUUCGAUUUGGGAACUCUAAACGAUGUUCAAAAACGAUCUACAUCUUGUCAGACCUGCGGAACAUUUGCCAGCCAUGCAACGUCAAUAGCAAACCAGAAUCGACUUUCAUCGCAGACAAUGAUCAGAUUAGAUGUGGAAUUAAAUGCCGGGGUAAUCAGAGGUAUCAAAUAUGAAUUGGUGAUCAAGUUGUCACUCAAAUCACUUGAGUCUUCCACUGUUGCUCCCAUCCAUCGGAAGGCAACUUUCAUCGGGGCUGCGGGUGCACUAUCGGGAAACAAUCUGAUAUCUCUGCAAAGGCCAGAGCCGCAAGUGAACUGGAAAGAUGGCGCCGGUCAUGAGAUACCCCAUCAUCAUGCAACAUAUGACUUAUCAGUGGAAGAAUUUCGCGUCAUUGACACCAGUAAAAGAUGUGUCAUAUUGGCUCCUCAUGACUGCAAAUACGCCACUCUAAGCUAUGUUUGGGGUAGAGGAGGUGACCUCCUACAAGCAAAGCUGGAUAAUAUUGACGACCUAGGCAAGGAAGGGUCUCUUGCAGAUGAUGACUGCUUGCCAGCAACAAUCAAUAAUGCAAUAAAGGCAUGUCUUAGCCCAGGAAUACCAUUUUCUGGGUUGAUCGACUUUGCAUAUCACAAGACGAUGAGCCAUGCAAAAAGGCAAAACAGCUGAAUGUCAUGGGCAAGAUAUACAAUCAGUCAUAUCUAACCCUAGUUGCUAACGCAGGAAGAGAUGCACAUUACGGUCUUCCCGGAACAAAUUCACAGAGGCGAUCCCCACUGUGGACAGGUCAAACACAGGGAAUAUACCUGCUUAAAGACAUUGACGCAUACGAUAAGAUUUGUCAAUCCUCAAAAUGGCAAACUCGAGGAUGGACAUUCCAAGAAGCAAUCCUUUCACCA
Molecule: messenger RNA, 1357 nt
Organism: Aspergillus neoniger CBS 115656
Lineage: Eukaryota; Fungi; Ascomycota; Eurotiomycetes; Eurotiales; Aspergillaceae
Exons: 2
Coding region: 129-1127 (332 amino acids)
Source: RefSeq, a predicted model, not a curated record